ACUUUCCUUUUUAUUUAUUAAAGCUGUGUAACUCUUCCUUUUAUUGUAAAACAUUGCAUUAUUCCCAAUGUUGCCUUUAAUUUGAGAAAGCAAAACAUAGUCCAUACAUUACAGUAAUAUUGCACUUCAUAUUUUUACACCAUCUUUUAAAUGUUUUCUUUGUUGCAGUAUAUGGAGCGUGAAUUGUAGUGUUAGAUUCCAGACUGUCAGUUUAGUUGCAAGCGCUACCGACAAUAAGUAAAAAUGGCACUGACGGUGUUCGAUAAUGAUGACUACAAGCCGCCUAUAUGGAAAUCAUAUUUGUAUCAAUUACAACAAGAAGCUCCACAUCCUAGGCGAAUUACCUGCACAUGUGAGGUGGAGAACAGGCCAAAAUAUUAUGGGAGAGAAUAUCAUGGUAUGAUUUCACGGGAGGAUACCGACCAGCUGUUGAGUGUAGCAGAAGGAAGUUACCUGAUCAGAGAGAGCCAGCGGCAACCUGGAACAUAUACUUUGGCUUUACGAUUUGGAAACCAAACUCGAAAUUUCCGCCUUUAUUAUGAUGGAAAGCACUUUGUUGGAGAGAAGAGGUUCGAGUCUAUUCAUGACUUGGUGACAGAUGGAUUGAUUACCCUGUAUAUUGAAACCAAGGCAGCAGAAUACAUUGCCAAGAUGACAAUAAACCCAAUUUAUGAACAUGUAGGAUACACAACUCUAAACCGAGAGCCAGCACAUAAGAAACAUUUGCCUGCUUUGAAGGAUACGCAAGCUGAGAAGGAGUCAGCAGGAGAAGAUGGAAUGGUGCAGAAGAGGCUCACCUCUCUUGUCCGAAGAGCCACUCUGAAAGAAAAUGAACAGACACCGAAGUACGAAAAGGUUCAUAAUUUCAAGGUUCAUACAUUCAGAGGUCCUCACUGGUGUGAAUAUUGUGCCAACUUUAUGUGGGGUCUCAUCGCUCAGGGAGUGAAAUGUGCAGAUUGUGGUUUGAAUGUCCACAAGCAGUGUUCUAAAAUGGUGCCUAAUGACUGUAAACCAGACUUGAAACAUGUUAAGAAAGUGUACAGCUGUGACCUUACAACACUAGUAAAAGCCCACAACACAAAGAGACCAAUGGUAGUGGAUAUGUGCAUUCGUGAAAUUGAAUCAAGAGGUCUUAAAUCUGAAGGCUUGUACCGAGUGUCAGGAUUUAGUGAUCUAAUUGAAGAUGUCAAAAUGGCAUUUGAUAGAGAUGGGGAGAAAGCAGACAUUUCUGUGAAAAUGUAUGAAGAUAUUAAUAUAAUCACAGGGGCACUUAAACUUUACUUCAGAGACUUGCCGAUUCCAUUAAUCACAUAUGAUGCCUAUUCAAAAUUCAUUGGAUCAGCAAAGAUCACUGAUGCAGAUGAACAGUUAGAGGAGCUCCAUGAAGCACUGAAGAUACUCCCACCAGCACACUGUGAAACAUUAAGGUAUCUCAUGGCACAUCUCAAAAGAGUGACACUACAUGAGAAGGAUAACCUCAUGAAUGCUGAGAAUCUUGGAAUUGUUUUUGGGCCGACCCUAAUGAGAGCACCAGAACAAGAUGCUAUGGCAGCUCUCAAUGACAUACGCUAUCAAAGACUGGUGGUGGAAAUGCUUAUUAAAAAUGAAGAUAUUUUAUUUUGAAGAUUAUUGAAGAGACUGUAUUCUUUGCUUCGGCAGAUUGUAUUAAUUUAAUCAGUCUUUGAAACUGAAGCUUUCUUCAUUAAUAGUUUGUAUGUACAGGACAGACCAAAACUAUGAAGAAAAGUUUAUAAUGUUUUAAUAAAGUAUUUAAAUAAUCAAAUUAAACAGUAACACUGUAUGUUACUAGUACUACAGUGUGUAUAUCUUGUAUUAGAAAAGAAAGUUGCAUGAUUGUCUCCUCGUUUUUGUCGGGGAUGUUUUUACAAGGUUAACCACUUAUUGUGCAGUACAUUUCGUUUUGGUCAAUCUUUAAUUGUAAUUUAGCAUGUUUCUGGUUAAUUGUGAUGAAAAUGAAAGUGUUGUGAAUUUUUUGUAACGUCUGCCAUAACUGGUUUAUAGUACUGAAAUAGGCAGACUAUGUGAAAUACAAAACAUAGAUUGUAAAUAGGUUUUGGUUUAAUUUCUUACCUCUUUUGAUUAGUUUCUGCUACCCUGACAUCCAUGUUUGGGAGAUUUUUUUCCCUAACAAACAUAUUAACGUAUUUACACUGAAUGUUAAAUAUCCAAAUCUUGUGUUGCAGAAUACUGUACAGACUGGAAUCAUGUUUAGUUAACUUCUGUUGUGUUACUUUGAAUUUAGCAUGCAUAUUGUAAUUUAUUAAAUCUGUAUGAAGAAAAAAAAAGUGGGUAUUUUUUUCAGAUAAUGGAAAUGGAAACUAUCUGAAUCAUAUUUUAGAACUGCUGAUCACAACCUAGUUCUCGCUUCAUAACCAAGCAGCAGCAUUCUGCAGUUGGAAAACGGAGAGUAUCUAAUUCUGAAGAUAAAACUAGUGCUAUUAUUCCUAACAUUUUAAGUUGUUAGAUGGAUAAGGUUUCUGCCCUAUACAAAAGCUGAAUGAAUCCUCUUUAAAAUUCACACAGAUAACAUAACAGUUCUGUGCAGUUACUGAUUACACACCAAGAGUGAGGCCUUGUCGUUAAACAUACUCAUCAGAACCUUCAAGACCGAGAAUCUUCUUAAAACAUGCAGACCGAGCACUAGGAUGACUCAUUGCAUAUCUUGUUUUAAAGAAUUAGAUGGAAUUCUGUUGUGUAAAAAAAUAUAUAUAAAAUGUUACAAAUUGUAUCAUUUCUCUGGAGCCAGUAACAUUUAGCCCUUCUGCUGUAAAGGUUAUGGGUUGCACAUAAGGACUAGACUGUGCAAAGUACAUACAUAUCAUGUGAUAUUUGGAGUAAAAGUAGACUUUUUGGAAAGUCAGACAAAACUUAGCUGUACUACUGGUACAGUACAGUAGUUCAUUAUUAAACUUUGGUUUCAGA
Messenger RNA from Protopterus annectens (West African lungfish), 2943 nucleotides. It is a transcript of the gene CHN1, whose product is annotated as chimerin 1. The transcript is spliced from 13 exons. Bases 244 to 1623 code for a protein of 459 amino acids. The record is from RefSeq and is a predicted model, not a curated record. Lineage: Eukaryota; Metazoa; Chordata; Ceratodontiformes; Protopteridae. Gene Ontology annotation, biological process: regulation of small GTPase mediated signal transduction; signal transduction; positive regulation of GTPase activity. Gene Ontology annotation, molecular function: GTPase activator activity.